CUCAAUUCAAGCAAGAUGGCCACCUCAGCGUCAGAUAACCAAACAUCAUAUUGGUUAAACUUCUUUAAGGAUGCAGGGAUUCCAGCAGGGGAUUCAGCCAAUUAUGCUGUUUUGUUCACAGACAACAGAAUCUGUAAAGAAAUGUUACUAGAUUUGUCGAAAGAAUAUCUGAAAGAUAUGGGUAUUGCAAUAUUAGGAGAUAUUAUAGCUAUUUUAAAACAUGCUAAAACUGUCCAUACUCAGUUAGCAAGAGAUCGUGCUCUGAAUGUAACCUCACCUAUAGUUACUGUUACAGCAGGAACCAAUUCACCUACGCCAAGAAAAUCUACACCUGCCAGUAGGACGAUAGGACAUUAUAUGAGAAAAUAUCCUGAUGCUACUCCAAUGAAUGAAGUUCCAACUCCUAAAACAGACAGAUGUAUGGGAUAUCAAGGAAAGCCCUUCUCAAUCAUGCCCCAUUGUGAUACAGGUAAAAGGUCGUCAGUAUUUGAUAGAUUAGGUGAAGAAACGCCUACAACAGGUAGAACUGUUACAGGUUUAACUACAUCUGCAUCAGUUUUUAAUAGAUUGGGUGAUAAAACAACAUUAAAACGAACAGCUUCAUCAAGUAUUGAUGAAAUAACUAAACCUCUAGAAUAUGCUGGUGUAUUAAAAUCUUCACCUCAUUCUCCUCCUAAAAAAACUAAAGUUGUGACAAUAGUGAAGCCUAAAACAGUAUUGAAACCUACUACAGUUAAAACUACCAGUACAACUAUAAAAAGAGUACCUAAUAUAAAGAAAACUAUCAUAAUACAGAAACCUGAAAUAUCCACAACAUGUCCAGUGAGUUCAUCAAGUACAGCUGGUAUUUUUUCACCCUUCGCUCAUACAGAAUCUCUGAGUGCUAAACAAAGAUUAGGAAAGAAAGUAAUCACAGCACCAGCUAGCAGUACAACAGGAGAUAAAUCACCCACUAAAAUAUCUGUUAAAGUCUCGGGAACAACAGCUAAAUCUAUCUCAGGUUCAGGUGGAAUAAAAGGUAGAUUGGGGCCUGUGACCAGUACCACCACCGCCACAACUAAACUUAUAACUAUCAAUAAAACAGAUACUAGUAAAGAACCUGGAGUGUUUGGUAGAUUGGGCAAGAAAGUAACGUGA
Messenger RNA from Lottia gigantea (owl limpet), 1137 nucleotides. RefSeq lists its product as hypothetical. Gene Ontology annotation, molecular function: protein binding. The record is from RefSeq and is a predicted model, not a curated record. NCBI's taxonomy places the organism in Eukaryota, Metazoa, Mollusca, Gastropoda, Lottiidae. The transcript has 9 exons. Gene Ontology annotation, cellular component: nucleus. Bases 16 to 1137 code for a protein of 373 amino acids.